UAAGGGGCGGCUGUGGAAGGCAGAAAAUUCCGCGCCUUACAGUCUCGCUCCCUCUCUCGCUCUCGCUCUCGCUCUCGCUCUCAUGGCGACGAUUUCAUCUGCGUCUGCUCUCUCCUUUUCUACGCUUCCGGUGAAGGUUACUGGAAAAUCCCUCUCCGGGCUUGCCCCCAACAUGCUCCUAUCUUCUCAUAGGCUUUCUUUCGAUGCUUCCCCAAUUAACCUCACGAACACCUCUGCAAGAAGGGGAUGGGUGGCCGCUGCUACUCUCAGGACCGAGGCUUCCACCGACGGCAGGGCCGAGGCGGAGACGAAGGUGGGAAGCGGAAGCCGACCCCGUGUUUCGCUUCCUUUUCGGGUCGGCCAUGGGUUUGAUCUUCAUAGGCUGGAGCCAGGCCUACCGUUGAUUAUAGGGGGGGUCGAUAUCCCUCAUGACAGAGGAUGCGAAGCUCAUUCAGAUGGAGAUGUGCUGUUGCAUUGUGUUGUCGAUGCAAUUUUGGGAGCUUUGGGACUUCCGGACAUCGGUCAGAUUUUCCCUGACAGUGAUCCUAAAUGGCGUGGUGCAGCAUCAUCAGUCUUUGUGAAAGAAGCUGUCAGGCUUAUGCAUGAGGCAGGUUAUGAUCUUGGAAACUUAGAUGCCACAUUGAUACUGCAGAGACCAAAACUGAGCCCACACAAGGAGGCUAUACGUGCCAACUUAUGUGAGUUGCUUGGGGCUGAUCCAUCUGUAGUCAAUCUUAAGGCAAAGACUCAUGAGAAAGUUGACAGCCUUGGGGAGAAUAGAAGCAUCGCUGCCCACACUGUAGUCCUCUUAAUGAGAAAGUGAUCUGCCUUGACAUGGCCAGAUAGAUAGAUUUAUAGCCCUAUGAUGCAAUCGUUCUGCUGUGGUCCCUUGAAGAUGCACAUUUGGGUGCAGCUAGUAUUAAUGUGAAAAGAGUGGGGUCGUUUUCUCCCUGACUUCUUGGUUAUGUUUAUCCUUCGGGAGAUGGUUUUGUAUUCAUGUAUCCUGAGGCUUUUUGCCUUGUAGUAAAUAUCCCAAUUAUAAAUGAUCAAUUUAGAUGUUAUGUUC
Nymphaea colorata (pocket water lily) is the source of this 1066-nucleotide messenger RNA. Its product is annotated as 2-C-methyl-D-erythritol 2,4-cyclodiphosphate synthase, chloroplastic. Gene Ontology annotation, molecular function: 2-C-methyl-D-erythritol 2,4-cyclodiphosphate synthase activity. Gene Ontology annotation, biological process: terpenoid biosynthetic process. The transcript is spliced from 4 exons. Bases 83 to 823 code for a protein of 246 amino acids. Lineage: Eukaryota; Viridiplantae; Streptophyta; Magnoliopsida; Nymphaeales; Nymphaeaceae. The record is from RefSeq and is a predicted model, not a curated record.